Molecule: messenger RNA, 1210 nt
Organism: Aspergillus glaucus CBS 516.65
Lineage: Eukaryota; Fungi; Ascomycota; Eurotiomycetes; Eurotiales; Aspergillaceae
Product: zinc-dependent alcohol dehydrogenase
Exons: 9
Coding region: 95-1147 (350 amino acids)
Molecular function (GO): oxidoreductase activity
Source: RefSeq, a predicted model, not a curated record
AAGCACGGCUCAAUGCAACCCUACUCAAAUCUGUUCCUCAUUUCUGCUCAAUCAACUGCUUGUCAGAAAAUAUCAUACCAUGACGACUGCAAAAAUGCCAAUCCCCGAGACCCAGAUUGCUGCUGUUCUCCCACCAACUGGUGCAUCCCCGACAGCCCAGCUCCAGAUAGCCACUACUCGCCCCGUUCCAACGCCAGGGAAAGGGGAGAUUCUGGUUAAGCUUGAAUAUUCUGGAGUGUGCCAUUCAGAUGUGCACAGUGUACGCGGGGAGACGCCUAUGUUAACGGACGUGGCGGGUCACGAGGGGAUCGGGAAAGUUGUUCAGGUUGACCCAGAACUUGAUGAGACGGAAUGGUUGGGGGAAAGAGUUGGGAUAAGAUGGCUAUACAGCGCUUGCUUAAGCUGUGAGAUUUGCGCAGUAAAUCAGACUGCAUGUCCUUAUCAGAGAAAUGCUGGUGCAAAUGUCCCCGGCACGUUUCAACAGUACAUUGUCAGCCCUGCAAUCCAUGUGACGAAGAUCCCGCCUGAACUCCCUUCGGAUACAGCCGCGCCGCUUCUAUGUGCUGGAAUUGCCAUGUACUCUUCCAUCAUGAAGACCAAAACCAAACCGGGCGAUUGGCUCGUUUUGCCUGGAGCUGGCGGAGGUUUAGGGCAUAUGGGAGUACAGAUCGCAGCAAGGAAAGGACUAAAAGUGAUCGCCAUUGACAGCGGCGAAAAUAAAAAGCAACUUUGUCUCUCACUAGGUGCUAGUUGCUUUUUAGACUACAGGACGGACGAUAUUGAAAGUGGAGUUAAGACUCUGACAUCCGGAUUAGGUGCACAUGCCGUGAUAUGCACCGCUCACGGGGAGAUGGCGUACAUGCAAAGUAUGCGUCUGCUCCGCCGCCUGGGGGUGUUGGUCUGUGUCGGGAUUCCGAGUACGCCAUUCAGGCUACCUGCUACUCCGUUUGACAUGAUUGUCAAGGGGUUGACAAUUGUGGGCAAUUCCGCCGGGACCCCGGAAGAGAUGAACGAGUUGAUGGAGAUGACUGUGGCAAGAGGAGUCCAGGCACAUAUUGAAAGCUUUGAAUUGAGUCAGAUCAAUGAGGUUUUGCAGCGAUUGGAACGAGGCGAAAUUGAUGGACGGGCCGUGGUGAGGAUUCCAUAGUUAUGCUACUGGUACUACUGUAGAUACCACCUCGGUUUGAGGAAUUGAGAACAAACUAUGGCA